UGCUUCUCUCUCAUACACAAUACAGGUCCAUGAUUCACUUACACCAAGAAUUUUCAUUUUAUAUAAUUCAAUUCAGCAGCCAUUGAAAUAAACUCAAAGAUUUCCUUAAGUUAUAGUUGGAUUCAAAUCGUAAUCGAAUUUUACAAUUAUUGAAUCAGUCCACUGAAACUAUGUCUAAUUCUACCUUAAGGGUCGCAUUACUCAUCGUCUCUACGACAGCGGCUAGGGACCCAUCAACAGAUGCUUCUCAGGCAGUCCUAAGCAGCGUCCUUGAAGAGGAAGGGGAUGGGCGUUGGGAGCUCGUUGAUACUAAGAUUGUUCCUGAUGUUGCCACUCAGAUUCAACAACAACUUAUGCUAUGGACAGAUGUGGCCGCCGAAACUUUUAAUCUCAUACUUACUACUGGCGGAACGGGCUUUGCGGUGGCAGACAAUACACCAGAGGCUGUUUCGGCCCUGAUUCAUAAACCCGCGCCUGGACUUGUUCAUGGCAUGUUGGCGGCUUCUUUAAACGUCACUCCGUUCGCCAUGAUGUCUCGUCCGGUUGCAGGUGUCAGGAACCGAUCAAUCAUCAUAACCCUUCCGGGAUCUCCAAAAGGAGCCCGAGAAAAUUUACAGGCAGUUUUAAAGACACUACCGCACGCAUGUCUCCAGGCUGCGGGAAUGGAUUCUAGAUCAUUACAUGUAGGUGGGAUCAAGAAGCUUGAGGCAGAAGCCGGCAUAAAAUCCAGUGGAGGCCAUUCACAUUCCCACGAUCAUCAUCGUCAUGACCACGGGAAUAACCAUCCGCCUAGCCAUAGUCAUGGACACGAGCAUAGCCACGGUCAUGGUCAUUUAGUUAGGCAUACGGCGCCUAGCACGAAUCCACUUUCAAACGAUCCCAGCCUUGGCCCUAGCCGUAGGAACAGAGAAUCCCCCUAUCCGAUGCUCUCGGUUGACAAUGCCCUCAGCAAGAUUAAAGACCACACACCAUUGCCAGAAGUCGUCACGUUGAAGGUCGACAGAUCGUUACCUGGCCAUGUAUUAGCCGAAGAUGUGCAAGCGAGGGAAAAUGUCCCUGCUUUCAGAGCGAGUAUCGUCGACGGUUAUGCAGUGGUUGUGCCUAGCGAUGGAAACUUGAAAGGCGUCUUCCCCGUCGUCUCCGUAUCUCAUGCCUCGCCGGGAGAGGUUGAGCCAUUGAAGGAAGGAGAAAUUGCCAGGAUCACUACCGGGGCACCACUUCCUCCAGGGGCCACUUCCGUUAUUAUGGUAGAGGAUACAAUUCUGAAGACCAUGACUGACGAUGGUAAGGAAGAGAAGGAGGUAGAGAUCCUCGCCGAUAACGUACAAGAAGGGGAGAAUAUUCGAGAGGUUGGCAGCGAUAUCAAGACAGGGACAGUUAUCCUCAGCAAGGGCGAGCAGAUCUCGGCAGUUGGUGGAGAAAUAGGCCUCCUUGCUGCUGUCGGGGUUGCCGAAGUGAAGGCUUACCGUAAGCCGGUCAUAGGGGUAUUAUCCACUGGGGACGAAAUCGUCCAGCACGAUCGGCCUGGCGAUUUGCGGCUGGGAGAAGUACGCGAUACCAACCGGAUCACUUUGAUGACUGCGGCGAAGGAGUGUGGGUACGAGGUUGUUGACCUAGGGAUUACAGCAGAUAAACCCGGUACCCUAGAAGAGACACUAAGAGACGCAUUACGGCGCGUUGAUUUCAUCAUUACUACAGGGGGAGUCUCAAUGGGCGAGCUCGACUUGUUGAAGCCAACAAUCGAGAGGUCACUAGGCGGGACAAUCCAUUUUGGCCGCGUCGCAAUGAAACCGGGUAAGCCAACGACGUUUGCUACCGUCCCCGUAAAGGACAACGCUGGCGAGCGAGUCACGAAAGUCAUAUUUUCUCUACCUGGCAACCCGGCCUCUGCCAUCGUCACAUUCCAUCUCUUCGUCCUACCUUCUCUCCACCAGAUGUCGGGUAUCUCACCGGCCGGCUUAACGAGGGUCCCCGUAACACUCGUACACGACUUCGUUUUGGACAAGGCACGGCCCGAGUACCAUCGCGCAAUCGUCUCCGUGGGUAAAGACGGAAAUCUGCUUGCUGCCAGCACGGGCGGCCAACGAAGUUCUAAGGUUGGCAGUCUUAGAGGCGCCAAUUGCUUAUUGUGCAUGCCAAGCGGCAAUGAGCCUCUUAAGAAAGGGUCGAAGGUCGAUGCGCUUCUGAUGGGCGGCAUACGGAGCGAAUUAUAGAUUUUACUCUUUU
Messenger RNA from Daldinia loculata, 2226 nucleotides. RefSeq lists its product as uncharacterized. Gene Ontology annotation, molecular function: molybdopterin molybdotransferase activity. NCBI's taxonomy places the organism in Eukaryota, Fungi, Ascomycota, Sordariomycetes, Xylariales, Hypoxylaceae. Gene Ontology annotation, biological process: Mo-molybdopterin cofactor biosynthetic process; molybdenum incorporation into molybdenum-molybdopterin complex. Bases 171 to 2213 code for a protein of 680 amino acids. Gene Ontology annotation, cellular component: cytosol; cytoplasm. The transcript has 3 exons. The record is from RefSeq and is a predicted model, not a curated record.